CAGCGUCGGGCGAGGCCAGGCCGUCAAUGUGGGCUUUUGGUUUUUAAGGCAUUUUGGUGUCAGGGACAAUAAUCUGUGCAGUUAAUCUGACGAUGGAAAGAAAAGAUCUGCCUUACUUAAGCAGCAAAAAGUCAUGCACAAGUGAGCUGGGGCAUCGCAAUCUGCAAUACAGGAGUAUCCCUGCUCACUUCCCAUUUUAAAGAAAGCUUUUCCCCCAUGCUUUUGCAGAGGUUCCUUAAUCCUAUAUGUAAAUUACAGCCAAUAGAUGCUGUUGUUGAGUUGGGCUGGGAUUAGCGGAGGCGAAUGGGUUUCAAUUUUACUGGAUUACAGAACAAAGAAAGGGGAAAGGGGACACUGAGCUCCGCUAAAGAAAACAGAAAGAAACGGCCAAAAACUGCAAUAAUCUACCGUGCAACAUUUUAAAGAAGCCGUCAGUAUCAUUAUGAUGUUGCGGAUUAUAAGGUUUCGGGAUCUUAUUAACGCCAGAUCAUAAAUGGGAGAAAAAUCCUGCUUGCACUUUUCAAUCGGAUUAAAUAGAGAAUAAAGCUGCGCGUAUUCCGGGAUUGAGAUCGUAAGGAAAUUAAAGCGAUUGUUUUGGUGGCCAUGGCACACGCGCGGAAGCCGCCGUGUGAUGGGAUGCAAGCUGACCCCCGUGCUGAGCUGCGGCUUCCCCAGGUGUCUGCCAGACAGGAGAUCCUCACCAGCCUGGUGUCUGCCCUGGACUCCGUGUGCACGGCCAUGUCCAAGCUAAAUGCGGAGGUAGCAUGUGUCACGGUGCAUGAGGACAGCGUGAUCGCCGUGGGAACGGAGAAGGGCAGGGUCUUCCUCAACUCCCGGAAGGAGAUCCAGACCGACUUCCACAAGUUCUGCAGAGUGCCCUGUCUGCAGACUGUACCCUCCGUAAACACCCACACCAAAGUCUCGGAAAGUGACACCAGUAAAGUCAGUAAGGAGGCAGCACACGUUGCACUGAGGGGCCCUGCGGACGCCCACUCCAACACCUCCAUCCUCAGGAAGAUGGUGGAGGAAGUCUUCAGCGUGCUUUACAGUGAGGCUGCUGGGAAGAGCAGCCUGGUCCCUGUGCCUUAUGAGUGGAUCCUGAAGGACCCCAGUUCCGUGUCUGUCCAUGGCCUACCCGAUGGGAUCUCCCUGCGAAAGCCCACUGAAUAUGACACCAAGACCUUAAUGAAGAUCUUGGAGCAGAGCAAUCGCAUCCGCUUCAUGGUCAAAAGAACGACGGAGGAGCCAUCCCGGGAUGUCCAGCCCUGCCCAGAAGUCAACCACAUUUCCUCUGUCGCCAAAAACCUCGCCAACCACAUCCCCGUUAAGGCUGGUAGCCAGGAGGCUACCGCUGCUACCAGUGGCUCCAGACUCUUCGGCUUCCUUUACGGGAUGCCCAUGUCCUCACAAGGGCACACUGACAGCAAGAUGGAGCCCAAGCCCACCUCCCUCUACAAUGUCGGCAAAGAGCGGCAAGGCGCGUGGUCGUCGGGGUCUGAGAAGGCGACGCCCGCUAAGGACUGUGCCGACGUCGCUGAGAGUCCACCAUUUGAGAGGAAGACCCCAUCUCCAGUUGGACAUCCAUUCCAAGAGGGCGAUCGGCUGGGGGUCCCAGGUGAUGUGGCCCAGAGCCCCACAGGUCUGCACUUUUCCAAGAGGCUUCUGUUUUCCAUAGUGCAUGAGAAAUCAGAGAAAUGGGACACAUUCAUUCGGGAGACGGAAGACAUCAACACGUUGCGGGAAUGCGUGCAGAUCCUGUUUAACAGCCGCUAUGCUGAAGCUUUGGGUCUAGACCAUAUGGUUCCUGUCCCAUACCGGAAGAUUGCGUGUGACCCGGAGGCAGUGGAGAUCAUUGGGAUUCCAGAUAAGAUCCCCUUUAAGAGGCCAUGCACAUACGGAGUGCCCAAACUGAAACGUAUCCUGGAGGAGAGGCAUAGAGUGUGCUUCGUGGUCAGGCGGAUGUUUGAUGAGAGGAUUUUCACAGCUGCUGGAAAGAUGUGCAAGGAGGAGCUGCCCUCCCUGACAGAGGAUGCUUUUCAGGAUGUCCCUCGGGUCCAGCUGCCGGUUUUGGAAGGGUCUGCCAAUGCUCAGAGCAGCAGAUCAACCAGCUCUUGUGUAAGUCCGCUAGCAGACUGUGAACCAGGGCCUUCUGCUGAUUGCGUUCCCGUGAAAAAGAUUAAAACUGAGCCGCCAGAUGGAGAAAUCAUCCAGGUGACGAUCCCGGACACCAGCGUCUCUGUGGAGGAGCCCGGCGAGCCUCUGGUCGACUCCGCGGGCCCUGACAUGCACCCCCUAGAGGUCGUUGCAGCUGCGUCAGCAUCACCUAAACUGGCACCCAGUUUGCCUCAAAGACCUGCUGAAGAGGACCUUGGCGAGAUGAUUUUGCACCUUCGCAAGCAGGUGGAGGGUCUGUUCAACGCAAAGUAUGCUGAAGCUUUGGGCCUCCCAGAACCCACGAGAGUGCCCUAUUCCAAGUUCCAGAUGUACCCGGACGAUCUGUACGUGACUGGUCUUCCAGAGGGCAUGUCAUUCCGGCGCCCCAACUGUUUCGGUGUGAACAAACUGAGGAAAAUUUUGGAGUUGGGCAGCCAGAUCCGCUUUGUCAUCAAGAGACUGGACCUGUUAACCGAUCCAAUCAAGCAUGAUGCCCCUCUCAAUGCAACUGUUAACCCAGACGUGGACUCUAAGGAUAACGUUCUAGAAGAUACUGGAACGGCACUGAAAAGACCAGGAUACUCUGACAACCUGGAGGCCAAGUUGUCCAGAAUCGAUCUGGCCAACACUCUGAGGGAACAGGUCCAGGAUCUGUUCAACAGGAAGUACGGUGAGGCCCUGGGCAUCAAGUAUCCGGUGCAGGUACCCUACAAGCGCAUCAAGAGCAACCCUGGCUCCGUCAUCAUUGAGGGGCUUCCCCCAGGGAUCCCCUUCCGAAAGCCGUGCACCUUUGGUUCCCAGAACCUGGAGAGGAUCCUAGCAGUGGCCGACAAGAUCUCCUUCACAAUCACCAGACCAUUUCAAGGACUCAUCCCCAAACCAGCUCCACGGCGGAUCACCCUGUUAAAGAAGGCCUACGCGUCGAUAAAGGAUGAGGAGGAUGUGAACCGCAUGGGGGAGAAGGUCAUCCUCCGGGAGCAAGUGAAGGAGCUCUUCAACAAGAAAUAUGGAGAAGCUCUCGGCUUGGAUCGCUCUGUCCUGGUACCGUACAAACUGAUCCGCGCUAGUCCGGACUCUGUGGAAGUUUCUGGUCUUCCGGAAGAUAUUCCCUUCCGCAACCCAAACACUUACGACAUUGUGCGCUUGGAGAAGAUCCUCCUGGCACGAGAUGACAUCACCAUCAACAUAAAGAGCCAGUUACAGCCUUUUGCAGAAAUUUGCACCCAGACAUGUAACACAGGUAAGGGUGGGUCCAGCAGCAGCCGCCGCAAACGCAAACGGGUGCCGGAUGGCACUCAGGCAGCCACGCCCUUGGGGACAGAGUCUGGAGUAUCGACCAGUCAGAUUCCUGUGAUGCAAUGGCCCAUGUACAUGGUGGACUACAGCGGCAUGAAUGCGCAGGUGCCCGGCAAGGUGCAGUACUAGCGGCCGGGAUGUGCAUCUGCUUAGGAUGGACAGAUGACUAGGAGGAGGAUGUCAGUCCAGUAUUUAUAGCCACAUCUUCCAGUCCUGGUCCCCGUGUAGUGAUGUUCAUGUAGCAAACCCCCUCAUCCCAAUGGCCAAAAGGAAGGGGUGGGGGGGGGGGGGGGGCAAGCAGCUAAGAUCUUCUGAGAUGAUGUGAUGGAGCCCUUUACACUCUGGGGGUGCUGGAUACAUGCUUGUGCCCUGUUGUUAAACAGCAAAUUGAAACUCUGUGCUUAAGAUGUACUUAUUGGCGGAAGCUCCCUUGCCAGCCGCUUGCCUCUGCAUCUCCACGGAAACCUCUGGAUGCCUGGUAUGUCAUACAGUUUGUUGAAAAUGUUCCUCUUCUGGCUGUUGGUUUCCUGUUCCACCACUUCUCUGUCUGCUGUCCUUCCCCCAUGAGGACUCCGUCUCUCUCUGCUGCAGAGCAAAGCUCAGGCCUUGUAGGUCAAUUACUUUACAGACACUAAAGCCUUCCUCCACACAGUUUAUUAUUAUAAUAUCCAUCCAUCCAUCCAUUUUCCAAACCGCUUAUCCUACUGGGUCGCGGGGGGUCCGGAGCCUAUCCCGGAUGCAAUGGGCACGAGGCAGGAAAUAACCCAGGACGGGGGGCCAGCCCAUCGCAGAUUAUUAUAAUAAUAAUUAUUAUUAUUAUUAUUGUUGUUAUUACCUAUCCAUUUUCCGUCACUGUUUAUCCAGUAUGGGUAGCCUGGAGUCUAUCCCAGGAAUCAACAAGCAUGAAGCAGGGGACACCCUGGACGGGAUGCCAGUCCAUCACAGGGCACGUAUACACAUCCAUGCACUAUGGGCAUUUGAGAGACUCCAGUUAAUCCAACUGUGUGAUUUUGGAUUCUGGGGGAAACCCGUGCCGAUGGAGGAAACCACGCAAACUUCACACCAGAGUCGUGUUGCCAGCAUCAUGAUCAUUAUUAUAAUUAUUGCUUAGGCCACACUUACUAAUUCGGCAGUUUGUAUGUCUGGAUGUUUUAUCGCAGCAAUUCAGGUGGAGUAACUCGACUCCCAGGACACAGCAGCAGAGCUGAGGUCUGAAUGCUCCUCAUGCUGGAUAAUAUAAGCAAGUCAUUUUGUAGGGGGAAGAAAACCUGAUAUAAUGGCAUAAAGGUGUCUGUCUGAUUAUUUAUUUAUUUAUUUGAAAAAAUAGGUUGUUUAUUUGCAAGGACGUAGAACAGAAUGUUCACUAUAUCCAUUCAGAUCCCAGUGAAACGUCUGGGCAGUGUGUGUCUAACAGAUCCUCGUCUUCAGUGCUGGCGCCUUGUGGCCAGCUGUGACCAGCGUCUGGACGUGGGCAUUUCCUCUGAAUAGACACGUUUCAUGUGUGGCGGCUCCACAUCUCAGAUAAAUGAUCGUAUAUUUUUAUUAUUCCCUCAUUUUCUUUCACCCCGUUUUUGUAGCAUAUCGAGAUUAAGUAAAUGGUUACAUUAAAGAUAUAAUAUGAAUGUAACUCGAAGUUGAACGGUAUGUGUUAUCCUGUAACGACUGUCUCUGGAUUCACCGGAAUUUCUAUGCUGUACCUUAAUGCCAUUUAGGCCUUUCAAAUAAAAGGUGUUGCCUUGCA
Molecule: messenger RNA, 5191 nt
Organism: Brienomyrus brachyistius
Lineage: Eukaryota; Metazoa; Chordata; Actinopteri; Osteoglossiformes; Mormyridae
Gene: gtf2ird1
Product: GTF2I repeat domain containing 1
Exons: 28
Coding region: 604-3579 (991 amino acids)
Cellular component (GO): nucleus
Molecular function (GO): DNA-binding transcription factor activity
Source: RefSeq, a predicted model, not a curated record